ACAGGCCCAUAUCUUGGCCCAAAUUUCGCUCUCUCUCUAACCUCUCCUCCAUUGAUUCUCUCUAAAACUCUCUCCGUCUUUCUCUCUCUUUGAUACUCAUCUCUCUCCAGAAUUCAUGUCGGAAAAGGGUCGCCCGUUGCCAAAAUUUGGCGAAUGGGAUGUCAAUGAUCCAGCUUCAGCUGAAGGAUUUACUGUGAUCUUUAACAAGGCUAGAGAUGAGAAGAAAACAGGGGGAAAACCUGAAUCACCAGCAAAAACUGCUGAUCCUCAGGCUAAGCCUGGAGCAGAUCCUGGCAAAGCACAGCCUGGAAGAAAAUGGCUUUGCUGCAUUCAAGCCCCGUCUGCAGAAUCUUGACGAGCUCCUGCCUGUCUUGUGAGCUUCCACGGGAGAAAAUGUUCGUAUGCAAAAGUCCCCACCAAAUAUCUCUAGAAGUUUGGGAGCUACAGAGCUAUGAAGGGUCCUGCUAGACUAUCUUCUUUCUUUCUUUUUUUUUUUCUUUUCCUUUUCUGGGUGAUGUAAAAUUGAGUUGUGGUGGGGUAGAAAAGCAAAAAAAGAUAAAUUACUGUAGCUAUAUGUUCUUAUUUGGUUGGUUCUUGUUAGAUGCCAAGCUAUUUUCUUGCUUUCCUUGCUAUAUCAAAUACUAUAUGUUGUAGAGCUUAUUUGUGACAUAUUCUUUCUUCUGAUUGUAUCAGUGAAUUGGGUUUCUUUGUGCAGUACA
Molecule: messenger RNA, 719 nt
Organism: Carica papaya (papaya)
Lineage: Eukaryota; Viridiplantae; Streptophyta; Magnoliopsida; Brassicales; Caricaceae
Gene: NOI
Product: RPM1-interacting protein 4 (RIN4) family protein
Cellular component (GO): plasma membrane
Source: RefSeq, a predicted model, not a curated record